AUGGACAGUCAGGACCAGCAUCGCGUGCAGGAUAACACCAUCCCCCUUCUUUUCCCUGCCCUGAGAAGAGCAGGGAGGGAAGAGACUUUAAAAGCCAAACUAUUCCUGGAGAAAUACGGCUACUUUGGGAAGCAGGGGCCUGGCACACACAGCCCUGACGAGUUCACGGAUGCACUGAGGGACUUCCAGCGGGUGACCCACCUCCCGCUCAGCGGGGUCCUGGAUGCCCCCACACUCCAUCAGAUGUCUUUGCCACGGUGUGGCACCGGUGAUGGGGAGAGCCACACUGCAGGGACACGGCGGGCAGCCACCACCCGGCGCCACAGGCGCAGCACACAGCAUGGCGGGAGGUGGUACAAGCGGCACCUGACGUACCGGGUGGUGAACUGGCCCCCGUACCUGCCGCAACACGAGGUGCGCCGCGCCGUCAGAGCCGCCUUCGAGCUCUGGAGCAACGUGUCCUCACUGGUGUUCUGGGAGGUGCGGGAUGGCCCGGCUGACAUCCGCCUCACUUUCUUCCAUGGGGACCACAACGAUGGGCUCAACAACGCCUUCGAUGGACCAGGAGGUGCCCUGGCUCACGCUUUCUUCCCCCGGCGCGGUGAAGCCCACUUCGACAGCGCCGAGCGCUGGUCCCUGCACAGCGGCAAAGGGCGCAACCUCUUCAUCGUGGUGGCACAUGAGGUUGGGCACACGCUGGGGCUGGAGCACUCCCCCGUCAAGAGCGCCCUGAUGUCUCCCUACUACAAGAAGCUCAGCAAGGAUUUUGUCCUCAGCUGGGAUGACAUCUUGGCUGUGCAGAACUUGUACGGGAAGCCCUCCAAGGGCUUGGCCAUCCAGCUCCCAGGGAAGGUCUUCACUCACUUCCAGGACUGGAGCGCAGAUCCUUACGAUGGGGACCGGCAGCAGAGGAGCCUCAGCGCCUAUUACUGCCAUUCCUUCUUCGAUGCCAUAACUGCUGACGCGGAGCACAACAUCUACAUCUUCAAGGGCAACCACUACUGGAUGGUGCCAGUGAAUGGCAACACCAGCGACCCACAGCCCCUGCAGACGCGCUGGCCUGGCCUCCCUGCUGGUAUCGAUGCCUCUGCCUGGUCCCAGCGCAGCGGCAAGUUCUACUUCUUCAAAGGUAG
This is a messenger RNA of Nestor notabilis (Kea), 1133 nucleotides long. It is a transcript of the gene MMP28, whose product is annotated as matrix metallopeptidase 28. Gene Ontology annotation, cellular component: extracellular matrix. Gene Ontology annotation, biological process: collagen catabolic process; proteolysis; extracellular matrix organization. NCBI's taxonomy places the organism in Eukaryota, Metazoa, Chordata, Aves, Psittaciformes, Psittacidae. The record is from RefSeq and is a predicted model, not a curated record. Gene Ontology annotation, molecular function: metalloendopeptidase activity; zinc ion binding. The annotation marks the transcript as partial. The transcript is spliced from 7 exons.